This is a messenger RNA of Zophobas morio, 3818 nucleotides long. Its product is annotated as DNA (cytosine-5)-methyltransferase PliMCI-like. Gene Ontology annotation, biological process: negative regulation of gene expression via chromosomal CpG island methylation. Gene Ontology annotation, cellular component: nucleus. The transcript has 12 exons. Gene Ontology annotation, molecular function: chromatin binding; DNA binding; DNA (cytosine-5-)-methyltransferase activity. The coding region runs from base 132 to 3764 and encodes 1210 amino acids. Lineage: Eukaryota; Metazoa; Arthropoda; Insecta; Coleoptera; Tenebrionidae. The record is from RefSeq and is a predicted model, not a curated record.
UGUUAGCAGUGUUGGUAACACGAGAUGGUGCAUCCUCAUAGGUUACUUAACCAAUCCAAGACUAACAAUUAAGUCACCUGAGCUCAGAACAGUGAAUUAAAUCAGUUUUAUUACACUAUAAACCCUUCACAAUGAAGAGAGCAUACAGACAGGUCGAAGAAGAAGACACCGCCCCUAAUCCCGCCCCACAACCCCUCCGCUGCCCCUCCUGCAAGCAAAAACUCGACUCCCUCACCUUCUACAACGGCCACCCCAACAACUCCAACGAAGAAUUCAUUUCUUUGACCAACGAAACGUUGCUGAUCUUCACGGGGGAGGAAGAAGAUCUUCCAGAGAGCGACUCCAGACCUACCCAUAAACUUACAGGGUACUGCGUCUACGACGACCAUGGCCACUUAACCCCGUUUGACACGGGUCUAGUGGAAGACAACGUGGUUUUGCGCUUGUCGGGCUACAUUAAACCCAUUUAUAUGGAAGAUGGGUCCGUGGACGGUGGGGUACCCACGCACGACAUGGGUCCCAUUAACGCGUGGUACAUUUCGGGCUUCGACGGUGGAGAGAAAGCCUACGUGGGGGUGAUCACCGCCUACGCUGAAUACAUUCUAAUGGAACCGUCACCAGAGUACUUGGUGGUGGUAACCCCAUUUUUGAAAAAAGUACCACUACUGAAGACGAUUCUCGAGUUUCUGAUGGACUCCGGGUGGGAGAACCCCACCUACGAAGAUCUUCUUUUCCAUUUACAAACGUGCGGGAACGUGGAUUUCGACGAAGAGUUUCUUCUGGAGAACUCGGGGUUCAUUUGUAAACAAGUGUUCAAUUUUGAAGAUGCAGCACCAGAUGAAGAACCCUUGAUGCGUAUUCCGUGUAUGAAGACCCUAGUUGAACUGUCUGGAGUGGUUUUAAAGAAGUCCAAAAGCCGCGUUUCAAAGAGGAAUCUUCGUACCACCGUGGAAAGAAAAGCCACCACUACAAAGUUAGUCAAAGCGAUUUUCGAAAAUUUUUUCCCGCACCAAAUCGAAGAAAAAGACGGGAAAAUCCUCAAGAAGAAACGUUGCGGGAUUUGCGAUUCUUGUCAAACCCCGGAUUGCGGUACCUGUGCACACUGUAAAGACAUGGUCAAGUUCGGGGGGUCCGGAAAGACCAAGCAAGCUUGCAAAUUGAGACGGUGCCCAAACAUGGAGCCUGAAGAUACCGACGACAGUGAAGAGGAAGAAAGUCAGACUCAGACGAAGAAAUUUUCUUAUAGACAAGUCACAAACAAGAUACAGUGGUUAGAAGAACCGUUGCUAGUCGAAGACGAGAAGAAAUUCUACAGGAGCGCCCUCGUUGGUACCACCAUCGUCACACCAGAGGACUUCGUCCUCCUCAACCCCGACACCCCCAACAAACCCUUGAUCAUCGCCAAAAUCAUUUCUCUUUUCUCCAAAUACAACCAACCGACUUUUCACGCCCAAAUCUACUACCGAGGUAUCGACACCAUGCUGGGGGAGACCGCCAACCCCCAAGAACUCUUCGUCGUCGAUGUUUGCGAAGACUGUCCUCUGGGUAGCAUCGUCGACAAAGCCCAAGUAACACUAAAAGGCAUUCCGGACGACUGGUCGCACCUGGGGGGGCUGCAAACCCUCGACGUGCCCAACGACGACAACAAAUUCUUCAUCAACAAGAGAUACGACACCGAAACCGCCAGAUUUAGCGACUUCGUUGUGGAAGAGUUGGAUGGAGAGUGUCCUUGCUGCAGACGAAGAAGUCGCCAAAGACAAUUCGACAGUAGAAUUCUUGAAGGGGACCGAGUCCAAUGGAGAGACCAAAUCUAUGGAGUAGGGUCCUCGAUCUUCUUGCAACCCUCAGUGUACAGAUUUAACACCUCGCGCUCCAGUUCCAGUCAAGAGAAAGAGAUGGUGGCAAUAGAUGAAGAGAUGUACCCCGAGCGGUACCGAAAGGGUCUGGACACUAACACAGUUGAAGAUAUAACUGAACCCUUCUGUGUGGCUUUGAUUGAAGAUCUAUACUCAACGAAGAAGUCCAACGACAUUAAAAUCAAAGCACGGAUCUUCUACCGACCUGAGAAUACCAAGAACAGUGUGUUUCUAGCUCACGAGAAAGAUCUAAAUUUGUUGUACUGGACUGACGAAGUUGUCACUACAAGUUUCAAUAACGUCACUGGUAAGUGCUACGUGACGUACUGCGAUCCCUCGGAAGCCCUAGAAUGGUCCAACAAAGGCCCGCUGCGCUUCUACUUCAAUGAGGGCUACAACCCGAAGACCUUUGACUAUUUCGACGUUCCUAAGCCCGCCCUGAGCAUCGGAUACUUCGGGAAAGGGAAAGGUAAAGGUAAAACGAAAUGUGUGACCUUUGUAGACCCCCCUCCCGAGUGGGAACAAAUCGGGCGACCUUUGAGAUGCAUGGACUUGUUUGCUGGGUGUGGCGGACUGUCGUUGGGUCUCCACCAAUCCGGCGUAGCCGAAACCAAAUGGGCGAUCGAAAUCAUGAACAAACCUGCAGAAGCCUUCAAAAUCAACAUCCACGACUGCAAAGUCUUCACUGAAGAUUGUAACAAGAUCCUGAAGGAAAUUCUAGCGGAAAAGAAGCACCUGCCGAAGAAAGGGGACGUGGAAAUUCUUGUUGGAGGACCGCCGUGUCAAGGGUUCUCAAACAUGAACAGAUUCAGCGCUAGACAGUACUCUCUCCUCAAGAACUCUUUGAUUGUGACGUUGUUGAGCUUCUGCGACUACUACAGACCCCAAAUCUUCGUCCUUGAGAACGUGAGGCACUUCGCGUUUUUUAAGCGCUCAAUGGUACUUAAGUUGACAGUUAGGUGUUUGCUGGAAAUUGGGUACCAGGUCACUUUCGGGGUUCUACAAGCCGCCCAUUAUGGGUUACCCCAAACCCGGAGACGGUUCAUCUUAUUGGCGGUGGCUCCAGGGUACGUGUUGCCGCGAUUACCAUCACCGCUGCACGUUUUCGAAAAAAAGGACUACCACUUGUCGGUGACCAUAGAUGGCGUUAAAUACUACAAAGUUGUUGUAGAUGGCUUCUGGGAGGAAUCGGCUCCGUAUCGCUCCAUUUGCGUCCGCGACGCAAUUUCAGACCUUCCACCCAUCUCCAAUGGGCACAGUAAUGAGAAAAUGGCGUACGACGAUGGGCCCGUUUCCCAUUUUCAGAGAAAAAUGCGCGGGGGAAAUGUCGUGUUGUAUGACCAUAUUUGUAAAGAUAUGGCGCCGGUGGUGGAGGCCCGGAUUUUGUACAUUCCGUGCGUACCAGGGUCGGACUGGCGCGACUUACCCAAUAUUUGUGUCAAGUUGAGGGACAAUACCAUGACCAACAAACUCGAAUAUCCAUACUAUUCUAAAAAACAAACCAAAUUUGGGAAACCUCGUGCCAUAUGCCAGUGUGGUACUGGGAAGAGUUGCAACCCUCUGGAUCGACAGCUGAAUACUUUGAUUCCGUGGUGUCUGCCACACACUGCAGACCGCCAUAACAACUGGGCGGGAUUAUAUGGGCGUCUGGGGUGGGACGAAGUGUUCAGGACCACCGUUACCAACCCAGAACCCAUCGGGAAACAAGGAAAAGUUAUACAUCCCGAACAACACCGCGUUGUUAGUGUAAGAGAGUGUGCCAGGUCCCAAGGGUUCCCGGACCACUUCAGGUUCUUUGGGAACAUUCUGGACAAACAUAGACAGAUCGGGAACGCCGUGCCGCCGCCCCUUGGACAAGCAAUUGGGUUAGAAUUGCGAAAAACGGUCGCUUUGGCACGAAAAUCGUAGCCGUUUGACAUAACCCCACUUUUGUUUUUACCCAAUAAACAAAAUAAAACAAAA